GGAGAAGGCGGCGGCGGCGGCUGCGGAGAAGGCGGCGGCGGAGAAGAAAGCGGCCGAGACCAUGAGCGCGGCGGCCGAGGUGGACGACGACGAGGAGGAGGAGGAGAGCGAGGAUGAGAGCGAGAUCCUGGAGGAGAGUCCGUGCGGCCGUUGGCAGAAGCGGAGGGAAGAAGUCAACCAACGCAAUGUUCCUGGAAUCGACAGCGCGUACCUGGCGAUGGAUACAGAGGAAGGGGUGGAGGUUGUUUGGAAUGAAGUUCAAUUCUCGGAACGAAAAAACUUUAAACUACAAGAGGAUAAAGUUAAAGCUGUCUUUGACAACCUCAUCCAGUUGGAGCACCUGAACAUAGUGAAAUUCCAUAAGUACUGGGCAGAUGUAAAGGAAAAUAAAGCCAGGGUUAUAUUUAUCACAGAGUAUAUGUCAUCAGGAAGCUUAAAACAGUUCUUGAAGAAAACAAAGAAAAACCACAAAACGAUGAACGAAAAGGCUUGGAAGAGAUGGUGCACACAAAUUUUAUCCGCAUUGAGCUACCUCCACUCCUGUGACCCUCCCAUCAUCCAUGGAAACCUGACCUGUGACACGAUAUUCAUCCAACAUAAUGGACUAAUAAAAAUUGGUUCUGUCUUUCAUAGGAUAUUUGCUAAUGUUGCACCCGACACAAUCAACAACCACGUGAAGACGUGUAGAGAGGAACAGAAAAACCUGCACUUUUUUGCACCAGAAUAUGGGGCUGUGACCGAUGUGACGACAGCUGUGGAUAUUUAUUCAUUUGGAAUGUGUGCAUUAGAGAUGGCUGUGUUGGAGAUCCAGGGUAAUGGAGAAUCAUCAUACGUGUCUCAAGAAGCCAUUAAUAAUGCAAUUCAAUUGCUUGAAGACACUCUGCAAAGAGAGUUUAUUCAGAAAUGUUUAGAGAUCGACCCCAUCAAGCGACCCACCGCCCGGGAACUGCUCUUCCACCCGGCUCUGUUUGAAGUGCCCUCACUGAAGCUAUUAGCUGCCCAUUGUAUUGUCAGUCAUCCUCACAUGAUUCCUGAAAAUGCUUUGGAAGAAAUAUCGAAAAAUAUAGACAUGAAUGCAGUUCUGGCGGAAAUCUUUCACCAGGACAGUGAAGGUGUACAGAUCAGGUUUUCUCAGUUCCCUGCGCUGGAAUUGGAUAAGUUUUUGGAAGAUGUAAGGAAUGGCAUUUACCCUUUGACGGCAUUUGGGUUGCCCACACCCCAGCAACCCCAACAAGAGACUGUGACCUCCCCCAUCGUCCCACCUAGUGUAAAAACCCCAACACCCGAACCUGCAGAGCUGGAGACCAGGAAGGUAGUUCAGAUGCAGUGCAAUAUAGAGCCAGUUGAUGAAGGAGCAAAGCACCAUUUAACGUUACUCUUGAAACUGGAAGACAAGUUAAACCGACACCUCAGCUGUGACCUAUUGCCUAAUGAGAACUAUCAGGAGUUGGCGGCAGAGCUUGUUCAGCUGGGAUUUGUCAGUGAGAUUGACCAGAGCCGGCUGAGUAACCUGCUGGAAGACGCCUUCAACAAAUUCAUCUACAACAGGAAUGGAUCGCUCUCUGCGGUCACAGUCUCCUCGUAGCUGCAGGCGGGGGAGGGGUAUAGGUCCACACAGCUUCUCCAUCAACCUGUCUGAGACAAGGGGGGAGGGGGAGCAAGCCAACAUGACUGGACGCCUGGCUCUGGCUCUAUUGCAUGUUGUAGUGCGGUGACUUUGUGAGUUCCCAUCUACAGACUGUGGGCGCUCAUCCCACCGUCAAAGUGUUUUGUUGUCAGUAUUAAUGUCCGUGUGCGCUUCACCCCGUCCGUCAUUUAGCCAUGUGUUGGAGAGCACUGCCACACUCACAAUGCAGGAGGUGCCCUU
Molecule: messenger RNA, 1867 nt
Organism: Callorhinchus milii (elephant shark)
Lineage: Eukaryota; Metazoa; Chordata; Chondrichthyes; Chimaeriformes; Callorhinchidae
Gene: nrbp1
Product: nuclear receptor binding protein 1
Exons: 18
Coding region: 62-1585 (507 amino acids)
Biological process (GO): endoplasmic reticulum to Golgi vesicle-mediated transport; protein phosphorylation; intracellular signal transduction
Cellular component (GO): cytoplasm; endomembrane system
Molecular function (GO): ATP binding; protein kinase activity
Source: RefSeq, a predicted model, not a curated record